AGCAGCCGGUGCCAGCUCGUAGGCACCUCGGGGCUGAGCGCUUUUUCUCUCGGCCGGUGGCGCGGUGCUUUGCGGUUGCCGUCAAGCGCGGCGCUGGGCCGGCGGGCGGGGGCCGAGGGGCUGCCAUGGCGGCGGCGGGCCGGCUGCCUAGCUCCUGGGCGCUACUGGCGCUGCUCCUUGUGGGGCUCGCGCUGCUGGGAGUCGGGCCGGUCCCGGCCCGGGCGCUGCACAACGUCACGGCCGAGCUCUUUGGGGCUGAGGCCUGGGGCACCCUGGCGGCCUUCGGGGACCUCAACUCCGACAAGCAGACGGACCUCUUCGUGCUGCGGGAAAGAAAUGAUUUAAUCGUCUUUUUGGCAGACCAGAGUGCACCCUAUUUUAAACCCAAAGUAAAGGUAUCCUUGAAGAAUCACAGUGCAUUGAUAACAAGUGUGGUGCCUGGGGAUUAUGAUGGGGAUUCACAAAUGGAUGUCCUUCUGACAUAUUUUCCAAAAAAUCAUGCCAACAAUGAAUUAGGAGCUGUUAUCUUCUGGGGACAAAAUCAAACAUUAGAUCCUAACAAUAUGACAAUACUCAAUAGGACUUUUCAAGAUGAACCACUAAUUAUGGACUUCAAUGGUGAUCUAAUUCCUGACAUAUUUGGUAUCACAAAUCAGUCCAACCAACCACAGAUACUAUUAGGAGGGAAUUUAUCAUGGCAUCCUGCAUUGAACACUAAAAGUAAAAUGCGAAUGCCACAUUCUCAUGCGUUUAUUGAUCUGACUGAAGAUUUUACAGCAGAUUUAUUCCUCACAACAUUGUCUGACUCUAGUACUAUCCAGUUUGAGAUAUGGGAAAAUUUGGAUGGAAACUUCUCUGUCAGUAGUGUAUUUGAAAAACCUCAAAAUAUGAAGGUGGUUGGGCAGUCAGCAUUUGCAGACUUUGAUGGAGAUGGACACAUGGAUCACUUACUGCCAGGCUGUGAAGAUAUAAACUGCCAGAAAAGCACCAUCUACUUGUCGAGAUCCGGAACAAAGCAGUGGGUUCCAGUCCUACAGGAUUUCAGCAGUAAGGGCACACUCUGGGGCUUUGUGCCAUUUGUGCAGGAGCAAUCAACUGAAAUACCAAUUCCAAUUACCCUUCAUAUUGGAGACUACAACAUGGAUGGUUAUCCAGAUGCUCUUGCCAUAUUGAAGAAUACAUCUGGAAG
Messenger RNA from Galeopterus variegatus (Sunda flying lemur), 1189 nucleotides. RefSeq names its product T-cell immunomodulatory protein. The transcript is spliced from 10 exons. Gene Ontology annotation, cellular component: plasma membrane. The record is from RefSeq and is a predicted model, not a curated record. The annotation marks the transcript as partial. Lineage: Eukaryota; Metazoa; Chordata; Mammalia; Dermoptera; Cynocephalidae.